AUGUCGGACCAUUUGGUGACAGAAGACAAGCAUAAGAGCCAUCAGAAGAGACACAGCGGUCGGAAGUUUGAUAAGAAACAGAUUAGGAGUAGAAGUGAUGGAAGCGAUGGCAACGACAAGAAGCCGAAGAACACGAAGGCGUUCGCCAUUAAGUCUGCGGUUAAGGCCGAGAGACAGUUCCGCCGCAAACAGGACUUGACUGCCAAGAGAGAGCACAUCCCAGUGAUAGACAGGACACCCGUAGAGCCGGCGCCGUAUGUGGUGGCAGUGGUUGGGCCCCAAAAGGUGGGCAAAUCAACGCUCAUCGCAUCGGUAGUGAAGCAAUGGAGUCGACACUCUCUGAACCAAAUGAAAGGUCCGAUCACUUGCGUGUCGGGGAAGAAGAGACGCCUCACUCUCAUUGAGUGCAAUAACGACAUCAACUCAAUGAUCGAUUUGGCAAAAGUGGCGGAUUUGGUGCUACUCUUAGUGGACGCCAGCUUUGGCUUUGAAAUGGAAACCUUUGAGUUCCUAAACAUCUGUCAAUCGCAUGGAUUCCCGAGGAUUAUGGGGGUAUUGACUCAUUUGGAUGUGUUUAAGAACCAGAAGGUGUUGCGGAAGACGAAGAAGAUAUUGAAACACAGGUUUUGGACGGAAAUCUAUUCGGGGGCCAAACUGUUCUACUUGUCCGGAAUGAUUGGCGGCCAUUACCUCAAGAACGAGAUCCACAACUUGUGUCGAUUCAUAUCUGUCAUCAAAUUCCGUCCGUUGCAGUGGAUUACGAGUCAUCCGUACCUCAUAUGCGACCGAAUCGAAGACAUCACUAAUCAGGAGCUCAUCCGUCAGAACCCUAAAUGCAAUCGAAAGGUCUGUCUCUUUGGGUAUUCGCGCGGAAGUAAUUUCAAGAGGAAUCACGACAUCCAUAUCCCCGGCUGUGGAGACUUUGUCAUCAAAGACGUGUCAUUCCUAUCGGAUCCGUGUCCUCUUCCAGACAAAGAAAAGCGUCGUUCGCUUAAUGAAAAAGAGCGACUCAUUUACGCGCCGAUGUCUGGCGUCGGGGGUCUGGUCUACGAUAAGGACGCGGUUUAUAUCGAUUUGGGUGGAAGUCAUUCACACAAUGAUGAAGAAGUGGAUGAAAACGCGGAACAAUUGGUGUCGUCUAUUAUCUCUAACCCCCAACCAAUCGAUGAAAAGCUCGCGUCGACUGAACUGAAACUCUUUAGUUCCGCAGAACCUAUGGUUGGAUCAGAUGUUUUCACUGAUGACAAGAGAGUCCGGAGGAGAGUUACGUUCAGUAAAGAAGUAGAUUUUAAAGACAAUGACAGUGGAAGUGAUUCUGAAGAGAAUAGUGACGAUGAAAGUCAAGAUUUCGAACAAAACUCUGACGAAGAAAAUGACGAAACGCUUGAAUUCGACGAAGAAAUGGAAAGCGAAGACGAAUUCAAUUACUCGAAGUGGAAGAAUGACUUGUCUUCGAAGGCUUCGACCGCUUUUUACUCGCGACUCGAGAGAUCAGAAAACGUCCAGAAAUUAGUUUACGGAGAGUUCAGUGAUUUGAAAGACGACAACCAUUUCGAGGACUUUCGAGAACUCUCUGACGGAUUGUUUAAAGUGAUUGAGAAGAGACACGAAGACAUGAAUAAAAUGAAGACAACUCUCAAUUCGAUAGAAUGCUCUAAAUUUCCGCAACAAUUGCUCAUUGAUUGGAACAGUGAAGAGGUUUUGGCGACAAUUAGGGACUGCUUUGUGACCGGGAAGUGGAGUGACACCGAAGACGCCGCCAAACUCUUGGCCGCUGACGACAAGGCUUUAGAUGACGAGUCAGACGAAGAAGUAUUCGGAGAUUUCGAAGAUUUGGAAACCGGAGAGAAAUAUGUGAACGAAGAGAAUGAAGAAAAGGACGAAAAAGAGUCGAAUAAUAAUGAUAUGAAUGAAAGGGAGAAACGGAUGGAGAAGAAGAGGAAAAUGAAGGCAAUGUUUGACUCGGAGUACGACGAGAAGGGCGGGGAGGAGAAGACAUUCCUUGACUUGGAGAAGGAGAAACUCGAAGAGCAGAGUCGGUUAAACAGAAGUGAAUUCGAGGGCAUGUCUGACGAGCAGAGGGUUGAGUUCGAGGGCUUCAGACCGGGAAUGUAUCUGAGGGUCGAAAUCGAGAACAUUCCGCACGAACUGAUCGAUCACUUCGACGCCAGCUAUCCGUUGAUUGUCGGCGGACUCCUCUCCGGCGAGACUAACAUUGGUUUCGUGAGAGUGAGGAUCAAAAAGCAUCGCUGGUAUCAAAAGAUACUGAAAACACGCGACCCUCUCAUCCUAUCCCUGGGUUGGAGACGAUUCCAAACACAGCCCCUGUAUUCCACUCAAGACGACAACGGACGCAAUCGACUCCUCAAAUACACGCCCCAACACAUGCACUGUUACGCCUCCUUCUGGGGGCCCAUCACUCCGCAGAACACGGGCUUUAUUGCCGUCCAAUCGGUGGCUGACGUGAGCGCAGACUUUCGAAUCGCAGCCACAGGUGUUGUCCUCGAUAUCGACAAGUCUUCACAAAUCGUGAAAAAGUUGAAACUCUUGGGGAAUGCGCUGAAAAUAUACAAAAAGACGGCAUUUAUUAAAGGAAUGUUUAACACAGCGCUCGAAGUGACCAAAUUUGAAGGCGCGUCCCUCCGGACUGUGAGUGGCAUUAGGGGUCAAAUCAAGAAAGCCAUUCGUGCGCCUCCCGGAGCCUUCAGAGCCACUUUCGAGGAUAAGAUUCUGAUGAGUGAUAUCGUGUUCCUUAGGACGUGGUAUACCGUCGUUGUGCCCAAAUUCUACACAACUGUCACUUCACUACUACUCCCGCCCAACGAAAAGCUCAAAUGGCAGGGAAUGAAGACUGUGGGCCAACUCAGACACGAACAGGGAUUACAUGCGCCCAACAAUCAGGACUCGCAUUACAAACAAAUUGAGCGCAAAAAAUACAAUUUCAAACCCUUUACAAUACCUAAAGCACUGCAACAGGAGUUGCCCUUUAAGUCAAAACCAAAGUUUUUGCCGAAAAAGGAAAAUAAAGUGAAUAGAGUGGCAGUGGUUAGGGAUCGGGAGGAACAACAGACUCAUAAUCUAAUGAAAAUGAUUAGAGCCUCACAUAAACACAAAGUGAGGAAAGAGAAGGAAGUGAUGGCUCACAGAGUGGCUAAACAUCAGAAAGAAAUGAAGAAAAUACAGACUGGAAAACAUGAGAAGCAGAGGGAGACCAAGAAGAGAGUGUUCCGCACAAUGGGUCGCAAGAGUGGCGGCAAACCUAAAGACUGAUUCAAUUGUUAUUUAUAUAUAGC
Messenger RNA from Oppiella nova, 3293 nucleotides. NCBI's taxonomy places the organism in Eukaryota, Metazoa, Arthropoda, Arachnida, Sarcoptiformes, Oppiidae. The record is from the annotation of a GenBank genome assembly.